CCGGCCGGAAGCCCCCUCGGCAGCUGCCAGAUGCCUUCGGGAACUCGAGCCGGCUUCUGCUGGCCACUCCCCCCUUGCUGGCCGGGCGGCCCCACCGGGGAGCGCCCCCCGCCCCAGGGACAGGACAGCCGAGGCCGCCGGGCCCCCCCGAGCAGCGCGCAGAGGACAUGGCCCCCCGGGCGGCGCUUUGGGGGCUCCUGGGCGCCCUCGCCCUGGCAGCCGCGGCGGCUUCCGAGGCGGAGGGGCGCCUGCUGGAAGCGCUCUUCCAGAACUACAGCGCGACGGUGCGCCCGGCCCGCAGCCUCGGCGACAGGGUCCCCGUGCGGAUCGGGAUGUCCCUCUCGCAGCUGAUCAGCGUGGAUGAAAAAAACGAAGAGUUGACAACCAAGGUCUACAUGGAUCUGACGUGGACGGACUACCGCCUCACCUGGGACCCUGUCAAUUAUGAGGGAAUCACUUCCGUCAGGAUCUUUUCUGACAAAGUCUGGCUCCCAGAUAUAGUCCUCAUGAACAACAACGACGGCGGUUUUGACAUUUCUCUGAUGGUGAACGUCUUGGUGAACAACCAGGGCGUCCUCCAGUGGCAGCCGCCUGCUGUGUACCGGAGUAGCUGCAGCAUCCAGGUCACCUACUUCCCCUUCGACUGGCAAAACUGCACCAUGGUCUUCCGCUCGUACACCUACGACUCCUCGGAGGUCACCCUGCUACACCCGCUGAAGGAGGACGGGCAAGAACUGAGAGAGAUCGUCAUCUAUGAGAACACCUUUAUCGACAAUGGUCAGUGGGAGAUCCAGCACAAACCGUCCCGCAAGAACACCCUCCCCGGAGACCCCCUGUACGAGGACAUCACCUUCUACCUGAUCAUCAGCCGCAAGCCCCUCUUCUACCUGAUCAACGUCAUCAUCCCUUGUGUCUUGAUCUCCCUCCUGGCCAUCUUUGUCUUCUACCUGCCUCCAGACGCAGGGGAGAAAAUGACGCUCUCCAUCUUCGCCCUCCUCACCUUGACGGUGUUUCUCCUCCUGCUGGCUGAUAAAGUCCCAGAGACAUCCUUGGCAGUCCCCAUCAUCGUCAAAUACCUCAUGUUCACCAUGAUCUUGGUCACCUUCUCCGUCAUCCUCAGCGUGGUGGACUUGAACCUGCACCAUCGCUCCCCCAACACCCAUGAGAUGCCCUUCUGGGUGAGGCAGAUUUUUAUCCACACGCUUCCUCGGUAUUUAGGGCUGCGCCGUCCAAAGCCAGAAUCCACCCUCAAGCCGCUCCCCCUCCCCCCCAAGCAGGAGCCCCCGGUGAAAAGCAACCGCCGUGUAGAUGAGUAUUUCCUGCGCACUCCGGCCUGCGAUUUCCUCUUCCCCAAACCUAACAGGUUUCAGCCGGAGGUGUUCUCUGCGGACAUGAAGAAAUUCAUCGAGGGCCCUAGCCACAGCCUGGCCCUUCCUCCGGACCUGAAGUCCGCCGUGGAGGCGGUCAUGUAUAUUGCCGAGCAGCUGCAGGAGCAAGAAGAUUAUGAUGCGCUGAAGGAGGACUGGGAAUACGUGGCCAUUGUGGUGGACCGCAUGUUCUUCUGGACCUUCAUCAUCUUCACCACCGUGGGCACCCUCACCAUCUUCCUGGACGCCAGCUAUCACCUGCCCCCUGAGAAUCCCUUCCCUUGAGUCCCUGGCCGUCUUCUCCUUGCCUUUCCAGCAGCAAAGACCUCCAAAUUUCAUCAGAGAAAACUCGGUUGCCUGAACAUCUGCAGUGGACUCAAAGUGGACACAAAAGCUCCCUUGGGCUUUUGAUCUGCAUUAGAAGGGGGCUGUUGAGGAACGGCUAAUGUUCAUUUCGGGUUAUAGGCAUUAUUGGACCUUGGGACCCAAAGAGCUCGUGCCAGGUUAUUCCAAUGUGUGGGUCAAAGAAGACGGGCGCUCCAGCUCCAGCAAACCCAUCCACGGAUCCAAACGGUGUAUAAAUAAUUGCCUCACAAUUUCUUUGAUCGUCGCAUCACUUAGAAAAUAGGUUGUUUCCCCUUGCUGUUAUGGACGUAUAACCGACGUGCCAGAAUGAUGCGGAGUGAUCCCAUUUGGGCUAAGUGAACUUCUCAGUUACAUCGUGGGUUACUGAGUCGCGACCACAUUUACUGCCAAUUUACUCAGCCAGCAGAUUUUGAUAGACACUGUGACAUACCAAAGAGGAGAAUAAAGACAGCUCUGCUCUACAGUUCAGUUCCACUGCUGUCUCACCGUCCUCCUAAGAAACUCAGAGAAGCACGAAUGGUUAUUUUUCCUUAUCCUCCAAACUAGAAGAAGAAGAAGUAGAAGAGUUUGGAUUCAUAUCCCCCCUUUCUCUCCUGCGGGAGACUCAAAGGGGCUGACAAUCUUCUUGCCCUUCCCCCCUC
Sphaerodactylus townsendi is the source of this 2374-nucleotide messenger RNA. It is a transcript of the gene CHRNB1, whose product is annotated as cholinergic receptor nicotinic beta 1 subunit. Lineage: Eukaryota; Metazoa; Chordata; Lepidosauria; Squamata; Sphaerodactylidae. Gene Ontology annotation, biological process: monoatomic ion transmembrane transport; nervous system process; chemical synaptic transmission. Gene Ontology annotation, molecular function: acetylcholine-gated monoatomic cation-selective channel activity; transmembrane signaling receptor activity. The record is from RefSeq and is a predicted model, not a curated record. Gene Ontology annotation, cellular component: synapse; neuron projection; postsynaptic membrane. The coding region runs from base 168 to 1652 and encodes 494 amino acids. The transcript is spliced from 11 exons.